This is a messenger RNA of Mus pahari (shrew mouse), 2919 nucleotides long. RefSeq names its product NACHT, LRR and PYD domains-containing protein 1a-like. NCBI's taxonomy places the organism in Eukaryota, Metazoa, Chordata, Mammalia, Rodentia, Muridae. The transcript has 9 exons. Gene Ontology annotation, molecular function: protein binding. Gene Ontology annotation, cellular component: cytoplasm. The coding region runs from base 241 to 2919 and encodes 892 amino acids. Gene Ontology annotation, biological process: regulation of inflammatory response. The record is from RefSeq and is a predicted model, not a curated record.
GUCUCUUUCACUUUCGGGGAACAGUUUCCUAGUGAGGAGCCUUGUUCAAGGACACACACUCCAGUGGGCACCAUAGAAGAGUAGGGUCUCCUCUACCAGUAUCAAACUCCCAUUCCCAGAGCAGAAAUAUUUGGCAGAGAUGAGAAGCCCCUGGUCUCCUGGUUGAAACAACAGAAGAGAGUCUUGAAGCAAUAAGAACACAAUCUGUUCAGAGAAGCAGUAUCCAAGGGCUCUACCACCAUGGAAAAAUCUCAGUCCAAGCAGGAAAGUAGCACAAAGGUAGCGCAGCAUGAGGGUCAACGAGAUGUGGACCCGACCUUCAAAACAUGGAGACAAGUAGAGGUAGAGAUGCUGAAGCCAGAGGGACACUUGAAGCUAGGGGCCAUUCCAAAAGUACAUAUGAAACAAGAAGACGAGACUCUUUACCCCACAUGGUCAAUGAAAAGGGAGAAUUUGUUCCAAAAGUUGACAAACCUACUACUCUUCCAAAAAUUGUGCACAAGAGGCUCAGAAAACUUGUUCAGGAAUAGUUGGUAUCCAUGUGCACCAGAAGAAGGAGGGCAUAUGAUUAAGAUCAAAGACUUAUUUAGUCCAAACAGAGGUACCCAUAAAAAGCCUCAAUUAGUCAUAAUAGAGGGGGCUGCUGGGAUUGGGAAGUCAACACUGGCCAGGUUGGUGAAGAGAGCCUGGAAGGAAGGCCUGCUCUACAGGGAUCGCUUCCAGCAUGUCUUCUUCUUCAGCUGCAGAGAGCUGGCCCAGCACAAGCAGCUGAGUCUAGCUGAGCUCAUAGCACAAGGCCAGGAAGUGCCCACAACUCCCAUCAGGCAGAUCCUGUCUCACCCUAAGAAGCUGCUCUUCAUCUUGGAUGGCAUAGAUGAGCCAGCAUGGGACUUGGAGGAACAGAAUCCUGAGCUAUGUCUGCACUGGAGUCAAACACAACCUGUGCACACUCUGCUGGGCAGUUUACUAGGGAAAUCCAUCCUCCCUGGGGCUUCCUUAUUGCUCACAGCUCGGACCACAGCUCUACAGAAGCUUAUUCCUUACUUGGGGCAGCCACGUUGGGUGGAAGUCCUGGGGUUCUCUGAGUUGGAACGGGAGGACUAUUUCCACAAAUAUUUUGUGAAGGAGUGCGAUGCAAUUAAUGCUCUUACAUUGGUGGUAUCUAACCCAGUGCUCCUGACCCUGUGUGAGGUUCCCUGGAUGUGCUGGUUGGUCUGCUCUUGCCUGAAAAAGCAGAUGGAGCAGGGUGGAGUCUUCUCACUGACCUCACAGACCAUCACAGCCCUCUGCCUGAAAUACCUUUCCCUGACAAUCCCAAGGCAGCACAUGAGGACCCAUCUCAGAGACCUCUGCUCAUUGGCUGCUGAAGGCAUCUGGAAAAGAAGGACCCUGUUCAGUGAGAGCGACCUCUGUAAGCAAGGGUUAGCAGAGGAUGCCAUUGCCACUUUCCUGGAGACUGGUGUCCUUCAAAAGCAGCCCAGCUCUCCGAGCUACAGCUUUGCCCACUUGUGCCUCCAGGAGUUCUUUGCAGCCAUGUCUUACAUCUUGGAGGAUAGUGAGGAAAGAUGUGGUGAUGUGGAAUUCAAAAGAACUGUGGAAACACUGAUAGAAGUGUAUGGAAGACAUGCCCUGUGUGAGGUACCCACUAUACGCUUUCUAUUUGGUCUUGUGAAUGAACAGGGAAUGAGAGAAAUGGAAAAGAUCUUUGACUGCAAACUGCCUUUGACAAAGUCAAAGCUGCUAUGGAGCAUCCUAGGGAACCCACCCUAUCAACAACAUCAUCUGGGUUUGCUCCACUGUCUGUAUGAGAAUCAGGAAGAGGUGCUCCUGACAUAUGUGUUACAUAAUUUUCACUUAACAGGGCCUGACACAAAUUACAUGGAAUCCAGAGUGUUGCAGACAAAUGUGAAGCACCUGGUGGUACAGACAGACAUGGAUCUCAUGGUGGUCACUUUCUGCAUUAAGUUCUGCAACCAUGUGACGAGUCUUCAGGUGAACAUGAAAGGACAGCAGGGACAUAAGCUGACAGUCGCCAGGAUGGUUCUGUACAGGUGGACCCCAAUCACUGAUGCCAGUUGGAAGAUUUUCUUCUUCAAUCUAAAAUUCAACCCCAACCUGGAGAAGCUGGACCUAAGUGGAAAUCCACUGAGCUACUCUGCAGCAUGCAGUCUUUGCAAGGCCCUGAGAUACCCUGGCUGCCAACUAAAGACCUUGUGGCUUGUUGAAUGUGGCCUCACAUCCACAGCCUGCUCACUCCUGGCCUCAGUGCUCAGUGCCAGCUCCAGCCUGACUGAGCUGGACCUGCAGCUGAAUGACCUGGGUGAUGAUGGUGUGCAGCUGCUGUGUGAGGGGCUCAGGAAUCCUGCCUGCAACCUCAACAUCCUGUGGCUGGACCAGGCCUCUCUCAGUGAAGAAGUGAUUACAGAGCUCAGGACCCUGGAGGCAAAGAAUCUGAAGUUGCUCAUCUCCAGAGCAUGGAAGCCACAUGUGACUGUCCCUACUAUGAACAUGGAUAAAGAAGAAGUGGGUGAUAGCCCGGCCAUACUGAAGCAGCAGAGACAACAGUCAGGAGACAAACACAUGGAACCUCUGAGAACUGAAAAUGACUUCUGGGGCCCUACAGGACCUGUGGCUACUGAGGUGGUUGACAGAGAGAGGAACCUGUACCGAGUUCAAUUGCCCAUGGCUGGUUCCUACCACUGUCCCAGUACAGGACUCCACUUUGUGGUGAAAAGGGCAGUGACAAUUGAGAUUGAAUUCUGUGCCUGGAGCCAAUUCCUGUACAAGACUCCCUUGCAACACAGUCACAUGGUGGUUGGACCUCUGUUUGACAUCAAGGCUGAGCAAGGAACUGUGACUGCAGUGUACCUCCCUCAUUUUGUGUCUCUCCAAGGUAACCCAGGGAAAAUUAAGGAGUAG